CAAAAUUUGAGCUUUCCAAGCCGAAACCGAACCACUUCAAUAUUCCACCAUCAAACCGCUCACUCUCACCCUCCGUUAAUUCACACUCCCAACGCAACACCCUAAUGGCGUCUAGGAGACUCACUCUUAGCCUUGCGCAGGGCAUGCGCAGCCGUGCUGCCAAUUCUUUCGUCCGACCAUUUCGAAGAGGUUUCGCUACACCCGUAUCGUCUCCCGUAGGCGCGAAGACCCAGACCACAACGUUGAAGAAUGGUCUAACGGUCGCGACCGAAUACUCGCCAUGGGCGCAAACCUCGACGGUAGGAGUUUGGAUCGAUGCGGGUUCGAGAGCCGAGACAAAUGAGACGAGUGGUACCGCCCAUUUUCUAGAACACUUGGCAUUCAAGGGUACUCAAAGACGAUCGCAACAUCAACUAGAGCUGGAGAUUGAGAACAUGGGUGGUCAUCUCAAUGCGUAUACCUCUCGUGAGAGCACCGUCUACUUUUCUCGAGCAUUCAACUCCGACGUUCCACAGUGCGUCGAUAUCCUCGCCGAUAUUCUUCAGAACUCCAGACUUGAGCCCUCUGCUAUUAAUCGAGAGCGCGACGUCAUUCUACGAGAAUCGGAGGAAGUAGAGAAGCAGAUGGAUGAGGUUGUUUUUGACCACCUCCACGCUACCGCCUACGCACACCAACCGCUCGGCCGCACUAUCCUUGGCUCUCGAGAGAACAUCCGUGACAUCACCCGAACUGAGCUUGACAACUACAUCAAGACCAACUACACAGCCGACCGCAUGAUUCUAGUCGGUGCUGGUGGUAUUCCCCACGACAAGCUUGUUGAUCUCGCCGAGAAGAACUUUGCCAAACUCCCCACUACCUCGCCACACAACGAAGCCUAUCUGCUAUCUAAGCGAAAGCCCAAUUUCAUUGGAUCCGAGGUCCGAAUUCGAGACGAUACCAUUCCGUCUGCCCACAUCGCUCUCGCCGUCGAGGGUGUAAGCUGGGGUGAUGAGGAUUACUUCACUGCUUUGGUUACACAGGCUGUCAUUGGCAACUACGACAAGGCUAUGGGCACUGCACCCCACCAGGGAAGUAAGCUGAGCUCGUUCGUCCACAACAACGAUUUGGCUAGCAGCUUCAUGAGCUUCUCUACAAGCUAUAGCGACACCGGUCUAUGGGGUAUCUACCUAGUGAGCGACCAGCUCACCCGUCUUGACGACCUCGUUCACUUCACCCUCCGAGAAUGGUCCCGCCUCUCUAGCGACGUCACCGAAGCCGAGGUCGAGCGAUCCAAGGCCCAGCUCAAGGCCGCCAUCCUCCUCUCCCUAGACAACACUUCCGCUGUCGCCGAAGACAUCGGCCGACAACUGGUCACCACGGGCCGCCGGAUGAACCCUGGCGAGAUCGAGCGCCUCAUCGACCGUAUUACAGAGAAAGACGUAAUGGACUUCGCCAGCCGCAAGCUCUGGGACCAGGACGUGGCCAUCAGCGCCGUCGGUAGCAUCGAGGGUCUCCUCGACUACCAGCGCAUCCGCAACGACAUGAGCCGAAACUUCUAGACGACGCGCGCGCAGGGGGGGGAGUUUAUUACAACGGACCAAAAAAACACUUUUACACUUGACAUUACAACGUGAUUGGGGGAAAUAAAUGGGCACGCCACCGCGGUUGAGGGCGGGCUGCGGGCUUGCUUUUAAAGUGGGGGAGGGGGAAACAAAGGCACAAAGAAAGAAGAAACCCGGUCAUAGAGUGUACCCAUAACUGCUGAAUAAUCACACCCUUAGUUGUACCAUACCAUAAAGAUUUCUCUUAUUAA
Messenger RNA from Annulohypoxylon truncatum, 1792 nucleotides. RefSeq names its product mitochondrial-processing peptidase subunit beta. Bases 105 to 1538 code for a protein of 477 amino acids. Gene Ontology annotation, cellular component: mitochondrion. The record is from RefSeq and is a predicted model, not a curated record. The transcript has 5 exons. Lineage: Eukaryota; Fungi; Ascomycota; Sordariomycetes; Xylariales; Hypoxylaceae. Gene Ontology annotation, molecular function: metal ion binding; metalloendopeptidase activity.